This is a messenger RNA of Pseudogymnoascus destructans, 1618 nucleotides long. RefSeq lists its product as uncharacterized. The transcript is spliced from 2 exons. The coding region runs from base 932 to 1618 and encodes 228 amino acids. The record is from RefSeq and is a predicted model, not a curated record. Lineage: Eukaryota; Fungi; Ascomycota; Leotiomycetes; Thelebolales; Thelebolaceae.
AGGGCGGCUAUGUAUGCACAUCGCGGCGUGUGUGAUGAGAUAGUGCUGCACGGUGAUAUGAGUAUGCGAUCCAGUUCUAUCGAUCCAUUGGCCCGCAGAUGCACAGUUGGACGUAGUUGGAAGCAACGUCCAACUCCGUCCAAAAUCUACCAGGAUGCUAUUCGCAGAUGUCCCUCGGCUCUUCUAAGAUAAGAAAUCCAACAUUCUUAGGUAAGUUCGACAACGCAUUACUUCUCGAGAGAACAACUCAGAGAUAUCGAAAUCACGCAUAAGCCCCGCGGGAUAUCCAACAUAGCGGGGUAAACAGACCAUGCUGAAAGCUUUGAUGUCAUAGCGUGCAGCAACAGUUCGAAUAUGCAAAUAUUCUACCAAACGUUAUCUCCUAUGCGACAUAUUAUUCCUCUCCUAUCAUAAGUCCAUCAACCAGAAUAGAUAAGAGUCGAGAGACAGAGAAGUAUAUCAGUUUACGUUUGCGCUUUCAAGUUUGGUUCCUCAUCGUCAACGAAGAGUUCAGCCUGUGAGAGUCUGAACGAAACACUACACAAACAUCAUAUCAUCUCUUUUUAACGCUUCUCCAUGCAGCUCACCGUCACCUUCGAGUCAUCCAUCACCGACGAACAAGUUACCUGGGUCAAGGAAAGCCUCGCCGAAGCAGGCGUCCCAGCAGAGGAUAAAUCGCGCACGGAAACAUCGGUCACCUUCAUCGAUCCAAGCACAGUGACGUGCCAGAUAGCUGGUGAUCUGUGCCGAAAAUGGGUCGACGAGUGUAAGAGAGCCUUGGUAGAACAGGGCAGCGGGAAGUCACGUUAUGGAUAGUUACAUAGUAAGGCCCUCUAUUGAUACGAAGACUGAACGCUGACCCUCCUCCGAAGGUCUGCGUUCCUACUAUAUACGAUUCCGGGCGGGGUUCGGAGUGAAGACCUGUUGUAAUAUGUCACAUGAUCUCAGCACCACUUCCCCGCAAUUUCAGGCAGCAAUAGAUAGACAGGAAUACACACGCAUAUUACUCAACAGUUAUGAGCCCGGAGCAACUCCAAGACGCAUUUUGAAGCCUAUAGAAACCCGAACGGACCAAAAUCAAGUCCUGUGUCCUGGAGUCGAAAAAACCAUCAUUAUGGCGACCCUACAGAAGGCGGGGGUGGUCCUCACAAGCCCUAGAGACUGGGACGAGUGGAUAGAGACUAUCAAAACUGCUUCAAUGAAGGCAGGAGUAUGGGGGUAUAUCGAUCCAUCAAUCGAGGACCCUCCUACACUCCUACAGCCCGUUCGACCUAUUCCUGAGUUCGUACGGAGUGCCACGCAAGCUGGUGGUGGUGUUACUGCUCAAACAAGACCUGGAGUGUCAACAAGAGCUUCAGGUAGCCAGACCAUCCAACCUUCAGUAGAAGGCCAACAGCAAUUAACGCCAAUUACGUACGCAUCUCUUACAGAAGAUCAGAAGGAACAGCUUCAAAACCUACAAGCUGAUUUCCAAUAUGAGCGCAAGGUGUGGGAAAAGCAGGAGGAAGCAAUUCAGGGGCUUCGCUCUAAGAUCCAAGAAACCAUCAAACGCGACUUCCUACCCUAUACUGUAACGCUGACUUCUAACGAUAGAAGACACAGAGGUUCUCUUGCGUAA